AGAGUCCAGCCCAUCCCAACCCAUCUAACAUACGUUCCAGUUGUUCCACCACCUCCGCCAGGCCACGAAGCGAGAAGCGAGAAGCGACGAAGCCACGAAGAAGGCAUUUAAGGCACGAAGCCCUCCACACUCCCGUUCAGCCAGCCUUCUUCGUCGAGCGUCCAGCUGCCCAGCCGACCUGUGCUGCCUCCCGCCGUUCAGGGUCCUGCACAGCAGCACUCUUGCGAAGCCAUCUAGCUCUCUGCCUCUCUCUCACUCUUCACCCUCCCAAUCGUCCAGUAUAUAAUCUCACCUUCAGAAUAAAUGUUCUGGAUAUGCUGCUGGAAAUGUUAUCAUAUUGUGUGCACUUGGAAGCUUUCAAGUGUUUAACUAAGCGUCUAUCAUGUUAGCCUGUUCAGAACAAUCAAAUCUUAACUUGUCUACUCAUAACAGUAAGUCAGUAACACAAAACUUAAACUUGUUUGGAACUCAACCUUAGGCUAUCAGCAGUUUAUACAAGCCACAAUGGCGCAUCACAUGGUCUUCGGAUCAAUGCGAGGAGCUGCACAGAAGCUUCUGUCGCAACCCAAAGCGCUUUUAACCACAACUAGGAAUUUCAUUUCGGAAAUGCGAAAGGAAGCUUUUGAAGGAAACAUCAUUAGAUUACUCCGAAGUGAGAUCCAAUAUGAGAUUGACAACUCACUUCCCUCCAAGCCUGUCCCUAAAUUUGGACCAUUUAUGAUUGAUGAAAGGCCGGGAGAGCAAUGGACUAGACUUAAUAGGAAAUUUGGAGAGAAAGAAGAGAUAAAGAUUGAUGUAACCAUGUUUGAUGGAUUUGUUCCGGUUAAAAAAGGUGGUAAUAUUUCCAAAGAAGAUGAAGUGUAUCUUCAUGCUACAAUGAUUGUUGAUAUCUUUAAAGGAGAAAACAAUGACGUGUUGGAGUUUGUUUGCUCUGCAUGGCCUAACAGCAUUGAGAUCCGUAAAGUUACAAUGCGUAUGCAUGGUCCAGCUACAGCUCAGCUUUACACUGGACCCCCCUUUAAGGAACUAGAUGAUAAACUGCAGGAUGAACUCUAUAACUUCCUAGAGACCAGGGGAAUCGAUGAUGAUAUGGGUGUGUUCUUAAAUCACUACAUGAGGAACAAAGCCAAAAUUGAAUACAUUCGUUGGAUGGGAAAGGCCAAAUCUUUCAUAGAGAGGAAGUAGGGGAGGUACUUAUUUUUUCACUGUAAAAACAGUACACACAUUGUGUUUCUAUUUUUCGACAUUGUUUUGUUGGUUUCCUGACAUAGUAAAAAAUGUCCUUGUUGAUAAGAGCAAAGUUAAUGGUGGAACAUCAUGGCCUAUUUGCUGUUUGGUCCUUUAUUUUAAGGGAACUAGAUGAUAAACUGCAGGAUGAACUCUAUAGCUUCCUAGAGACCAGGGGAAUCGAUGAUGAUAUGGGUGUGUUCUUAAAUCACUACAUGAGGAACAAAGCCAAAAUUGAAUACAUUCAUUGGAUGGGAAAGGCCAAAUCUUUCAGAGAGGAAGUAGGGGAGCUACUUAUUUUUUCACUGUAAAAACAGUACACACAUUGUGUUUCUAAUUUCCGACAUUGUUUUGUUGGUGCCCUGACGUAGUAAAAAAUGUCAAGAGUUUGGUAUUAUGCAGAAACUAAGCUAAGUAAAGCAAUGUUCGUAAAAGAUUUUCAUAUAUUGCGAAUUGAUCUCAUGUGUUUCUGAAUAUGCAUAAGACUUGUAUGCUGG
Cuscuta europaea is the source of this 1724-nucleotide messenger RNA. The record is from the annotation of a GenBank genome assembly. Lineage: Eukaryota; Viridiplantae; Streptophyta; Magnoliopsida; Solanales; Convolvulaceae.